UGUGUGUUGUGUGUGUGUGUGUAAACAGGGCGAGGCUCUGCACGAUUUAAAACUCUCCGUGUGUUUCCCCAGAGAGUCAGUGUGUGUCUGCAGCUCUCUCUCUCUCUCAGGUAAACUCAGAUCCCAGACCGGCAGCAUGAACCUGGAAGACGCUCUUGGUGAAGGGUGGCCCUCUGCUGCCCCCAACACCCAAGCAGGUCCCUGGCCUGGACAACCUGCCGAUCCCACCUGGCCAGGUCAGCCUGCUGCUAACCCUGCCUGGCCUGGAGGACCUGGAGGUCAACCACCUGCCAACCCUGCCUGGCCUGCAGGACCUGGAGGUCAACCAUCUGCUAACCCUGCCUGGCCCGGUGGACCUGGAGGUCAACCACCUGCCAACCCUGCCUGGCCUGCAGGACCUGGAGGUCAACCACCUGCCAACCCUGCCUGGCCUGCAGGACCUGGAGGUCAACCACCUGCUAACCCCAGCUGGCCCGGUGGACCUGGCGGUCAACCACCUGCUAACCCUGCCUGGCCCGGUGGACCUGGAGGUCAACCACCUGCCAACCCUGCCUGGCCCGGUGGACCUGGAGGUCAACCACCUGCUAACCCCAGCUGGCCCGGUCCUGGAGGACCUGGACCUGGACCUGUCCCUGCUGUUGCCCCCCAACAAAGUCUGGCGGUCCCUUACAAACAAAUUCUUCCCAAUGGAGUUUAUGACAAACUGCUCAUCACCAUCGCUGGGAUCGUGAACCCCAACGCUGAAAAGAUCACAGUGGACAUGUUCGCAGGUCAGGACCUGGCCUUCCACUUUAACCCUCGCUUCAAUGAGGGCGGCAAGAAGGUGAUCGUCAGGAACAGCUGCAUCGCCACCAAGUGGGGCAAAGAGGAGCGAGAUCUGCAGAACUUCCCCUUCGUCCAGGGACAGCCAUUCGAGAUGAAGAUCUUGUGCACCAACAAAGAGUUUAAGGUGGCCGUCAACAACACUCACGUGCUGGCGUUCCAACACCGCGUCACCAACCUUAAAUCCAUCAACUCGCUCAACAUCUACUGCGACCUCAAACUGACCAACGUCAACAUGGAGACUUUGCCCUAAGGAAAAUCUACCGCAGAUCUACUGGGGAUCCACCACAGAUUUACUGAAGAUUACCCAAAGACUGUAAAUCUGCUGUGGAUCCCCAACAAAUCUCUGGUGGAUCCCCAGUAGAUCUUUUGUGGAUCCCCAAUAAAUCUUUGGUGGAUCCCCAGUAGAUCUUUGGUGGAUCCCCAACACAUCUCUGGUGGAUCCCCAGUAGAUCUUUGGUGGAUCCCCAACACAUCUCUGGUGGAUCCCCAGUAGAUAUCUGGUGGAUCCUCCAAUCAACAGGAGAUCCUCUAAAAUAUAUCUUUAAUAGAUCUGUAGAUGAUUCUUGGAAAUGUUAGCAUAUCAAAUGUUCUUUUAAAUGUGAAACAUCCACAGAAAGUCCUCAGUGGACCUUGUUGUACUAGUUGUUUUUGACUCAUAAAUAAAGGGUUAAUCUUCA
Molecule: messenger RNA, 1502 nt
Organism: Perca fluviatilis (European perch)
Lineage: Eukaryota; Metazoa; Chordata; Actinopteri; Perciformes; Percidae
Gene: lgals3b
Product: lectin, galactoside binding soluble 3b
Exons: 7
Coding region: 137-1075 (312 amino acids)
Biological process (GO): negative regulation of endocytosis; monocyte chemotaxis; positive chemotaxis
Cellular component (GO): nucleus; immunological synapse
Molecular function (GO): laminin binding; carbohydrate binding; IgE binding
Source: RefSeq, a predicted model, not a curated record